Acromyrmex echinatior (Panamanian leafcutter ant) is the source of this 468-nucleotide messenger RNA. RefSeq lists its product as uncharacterized. The record is from RefSeq and is a predicted model, not a curated record. Lineage: Eukaryota; Metazoa; Arthropoda; Insecta; Hymenoptera; Formicidae.
AUGAAAUACCUGGGUUUAACUCUGGAUUCGCGGUGGACCUUCCAGGACCACUUCCGCCUUCUUCUGCCCAAAGCCUGGGACAUGGCGAUGGCUUUGGCGCGUCUUACCACCAACAUUGGUGGCCCCGGCGAGCGACGGCGAUGUUUAUACGCGACGGUGGUGAUGUCGGUUGCCUUAUAUGGUGCUCCGAUUUGGGCGCAGACUGUGGCCGACAACCGAGGGAUCCUGAGGGAUGCGCGUAGGCUACAGCGGCAGCUUGCCCUCAGGAUUAUCCAUGAGUAUCGCACCAUUUCUCACGAGGCUGCAGCUGUCCUCUCAGAGAUGGUCCCUUUCGAUAUAAUUGCGAAUCGAUUGAGAAUGUCUUACCUUCGUCGGCGGGAUAUCAUAGCUCGAAAUGGGGUUAUUGCGCCUCGGGUGAGCUUAAUGUUGAUCGAGAUGGAGCGUCGUCGCUGUCUCGAAGUGGAGUGA